Molecule: messenger RNA, 2930 nt
Organism: Cyprinus carpio (common carp)
Lineage: Eukaryota; Metazoa; Chordata; Actinopteri; Cypriniformes; Cyprinidae
Product: carcinoembryonic antigen-related cell adhesion molecule 5-like
Exons: 13
Coding region: 95-2401 (768 amino acids)
Source: RefSeq, a predicted model, not a curated record
CUCUGGUUAUAAAUGAGGCUGCUAAACCUUCCUUGUUUCUCUUCAUGUAUCAUUUGCUUUCAGCUGAUGAGUUGUCCUGUGCUACGGUGUUUCUAUGGUGAUGUCAGUCAGAAUGGCUCUUCUUCCUCUCAUCUUCUCUCUCAUGAUUCACAGGGUUUCUGGUGCUGAUUGGGGUGUGAGUUACAGACAUUCACACAUCUGUGCACUAAAGGACUCAUCAGUGACAAUCUACUGCACUUAUACAUACCCUACUGGAUACAAGAUAAAGAAAACAAUCUGGACCAAAACACUUGUUAAAGAUAAAGAGUCAAAUGAAGCUGAAGAUACAAGUAAAUAUGAAAAUAAAAGUGAAAAGAAACAUGAAGAUGCUCAAGAUCUGUCUGAGGACCCUGAAUACAGUCAGAGGCUUCAGUAUCUGGGAGAUAAACAGAAGAACUGCACCAUCAGACUGAGUCAUGUGACACAGAAGGAUUCACACAUGUACUAUUUCAGAUUCACUACAAAAAAAACGAAAAAGAAAUGGAUUGGUGAUCGAGGAGUGUCUCUUACUGUCACAGAUCUUCAGGUGGAGUCUCCUGAGAGAGUGACAGAGGGAGAUUCAGUCCGUCUGACAUGUAAAAGCAGCUGCGCUCUGACUGACAGAACAACAUUCAUCUGGUACAGAAACUCACAGCCAUUAACUGAGAGAAGAGACAGAAACAAUCAACUCCUGCUGCAGUCAGUCAGAAGAGAGGAUGCAGGCAGAUACAGCUGUGCUCUACAGGAACACACUUACAUCUCUCCUGCUGUUCAGCUCAGUGUCACCUACCCUCCAAAGAGUGUCUCAGUGUCCAUCAGUCCAUCUGGUGAAAUAGUGGAGGGAGAUUCAGUGACUCUGAGCUGCAGCAGUGAUUCAAACCCACCUGCAGAAAUCAACUGGUUUAAAGAAGGAACAUUUGUAGGAUCUGGAAGAAUCUACAGCAUCUCAAAGAUCAGCUCUGAUCACAGUGAAGAAUACAAGUGCAAGUCCAGAAAUAAACAUGGAGAGAAAGACUCUGAUACUGUGACUUUAAAUGUCAUGUAUCCUCCAAAGAACAUCUCAGUGUCCAUUAGUCCAUCUGGUGAAAUAGUGGAGGGAGAUUCAGUGACUCUGAGCUGCAGCAGUGAUUCAAACCCACCUGCAAAUAUCAGCUGGUUUAAAGGAAGAACGUUUGUAGGAUCUGGAAGAAUCUACAACAUCUCAAAGAUCAGCUCUAAUCACAGUGGAGAAUACAAGUGCAAGUCCAGCAAUCAACAUGGAGAGAAAUACUCUGAUGCUGUGACUUUAAACAUCAUGUAUCCUCCAAAGAGUGUCUCAGUGUCCAUCAGUUCAUCUGGUGAAAUAGUGGAGGGAGAUUCAGUGACUCUGAGCUGCAGCAGUGAUUCAAACCCACCUGCAAAUAUCAGCUGGUUUAAAGAAGGAACGUUUGUAGGAUCUGGAAGAAUCUACAGCAUCUCAAAGAUCAGCUCUGAUCACAGUGGAGAAUACAAGUGCAAGUCCAGCAAUCAACAUGGAGAGAAAUACUCUGAUACUGUGACUUUAAACGUCAUGUAUCCUCCAAAGAACGUCUCAGUGUCCAUCAGUCCAUCUGGUGAAAUAGUGGAGGGAGAUUCAGUGACUCUGAUCUGCAGCAGUGACUCAAACCCACCUGCAGAAAUCAGCUGGUUUAAAGGAGGAACGUUUGUAGGAUCUGGAAGCAUCUACAGCAUCUCAAAGAUCAGCUCUGAUCACAGUGGAGAAUACAAGUGCAAGUCCAGAAAUAAACAUGGAGAAAAAUACUCUGAUGCUGUGACUUUAAACAUCAUGUAUGCACCCAGGAGUGUCUCAGUGUCUGUCUCUGGUGAAAUAGUGGAGGGAGAUUCAGUGACUCUGAGCUGCAGCAGUGAUUCAAACCCUCCUGCAGAAAUCAGCUGGUUUAAGGAGGAUCAAAGCUCCUCUGUUGGAUCUGGACAGAGUUUCAGUGCACUACAGAGUGGACGCUUCUACUGUGAGGCUCACAAUCAACACGGGUCUCAGAGAUCAGAUGCUGUCACUGUCACAGGAGGAGGUAAAACAGUCCUGUACACAGCUGUUGUGAUUGCAGCCGGAUGUGGAGUUUUAUUUCUUAUCUGCAUCAUCAUGUUCAUAAGGAAGAGAAAAAGUGCAGUGUCUGACGUCAGGCAGAAGCAGGUUCACUGUGAUGAUGGUCUGCAUGCCAGAGUUUCAAUCAAGAGACCCAGCGCAGAUCAGACCGCAGGAAAAACCAUAAAGACAGUGUACGCAAUGGUCCAACACGUCAAAAACAAUAAGAGCAAUGAGAAUCUGACAGUGCACCAUCCUGAUCCUGCUGCGAGAUCCGAUGCGAUGGUGGGUAAAUCGGUGAUUUACAGCAAAGUCAAAUGAUCCAGGACCUGUCACAUGGAUUGAAAAUGAAGCUGGACUCCAGCUGAGUGUACAAAUACCUACAGCAGCUUUGAAUCAGAUGUUUAUAAUAGCGUUUUAAAUGUGUGUCAAGUCACAUUACAUUUCUCCCUGUCAGUAGUUGAACAGGAAGUACUGGUCAAACAUACCAAUACCACAAACUAAGAAUGUCCAUGGUGGUUAUUUACAUGUAGAUCAUUUUAAGACUGUGGUCUGUGAUUUGGGGCGUCUGUGUGGAGAAGUUACAACCUCAACAAGCUGCAUUUAAACGCCUGUCGAAACACUUUCUGUUAAUAGCAUGUUUUGUAAUGUUUCCAAAGAUUUGCGUAAUUUUCCAUGAAUUGCAGUCUCUGUGUUACGUGUCUUAGUCACUCUUCAGUAAGCAUCCGUUUUUGUCUUUUGUGUCUCUUUUUCAUGCUUCAUAAAACAUGUUUAAUGCUUUGACAUUAUAAGUGCAUGCAUGUUUAGUGUAUUGGUGUAUUUUAAGAUUUUAAUAAAGUUUAUAUAUGUA